This is a messenger RNA of Carlito syrichta (Philippine tarsier), 2623 nucleotides long. RefSeq names its product WD repeat and SOCS box containing 1 (gene WSB1). Lineage: Eukaryota; Metazoa; Chordata; Mammalia; Primates; Tarsiidae. Gene Ontology annotation, biological process: intracellular signal transduction. The record is from RefSeq and is a predicted model, not a curated record. The coding region runs from base 372 to 1637 and encodes 421 amino acids. The transcript is spliced from 9 exons. Gene Ontology annotation, molecular function: protein binding.
GUGCGUCGGGAGGCGGGGUCGCUGGCGCUGACGUCGGCGGCCACGCCCCCGCCCCCGCCCAGAUAGCCCCAGCGCCGCCCGCCAUUUUGUCUCCAGUGUCUCGUUUGCCGUCGCCGGCGUUGAGGGCGCUGUCUCGGUCCGUCGGCGGGAGGCGGGGUGCCGCGUCUAUUGUCUGUGUUAGACUCCGUCGUUUGAUCCGAGGCCUUCUUUCCCGGGGCAGUUAGCAGAAACCGCAGCGGCCGCCCCUGCCCCGCCCCUCCGUCCCCCGGCCCGGGAGGGACCGAUUCCGCGUCACGCCCCUCAGCGCUCGCGGUUCUCUUCUCUGUCGUUGCGUCCGCAUCGUGUCCCCAGGAUCAGACGGUGCCCCAUAGAUGGCCAGCUUUCCCCCGAGGGUCAACGAGAAAGAGAUCGUGAGAUCACGAACUAUAGGUGAACUUUUAGCUCCUGCAGCUCCUUUUGACAAGAAAUGUGGUCGUGAAAACUGGACUGUUGCUUUUGCUCCAGAUGGUUCAUACUUUGCUUGGUCACAAGGACAUCGUACAGUAAAGCUUGUUCCGUGGUCCCAGUGUCUUAAGAACUUUCUCUUGCAUGGCACCAAGAAUGUUGCCAAUUCAAGCAGUUUAAGAUUGUCAAGACAAAAUAGUGAUGGUGGUCAGAAAAAUAAACCUCGUGAACAUAGUAUAGACUGUGGAGAUAUAGUCUGGAGCCUUGCUUUUGGAUCUUCAGUUCCAGAAAAACAGAGUCGCUGUGUAAAUAUAGAAUGGCAUCGAUUCAGAUUUGGACAAGAUCAGCUACUUCUUGCCACAGGGUUAAACAACGGGCGUAUCAAAAUAUGGGAUGUAUAUACAGGAAAACUCCUCCUUAACUUGGUAGAUCAUACUGAAGUGGUCAGAGACUUAACUUUUGCUCCAGAUGGAAGCUUGAUCCUAGUGUCAGCUUCAAGAGACAAAACUCUCAGAAUAUGGGACCUGAAAGAUGAUGGAAACAUGAUGAAAGUUUUGAGGGGGCAUCAGAACUGGGUGUACAGCUGUGCAUUCUCUCCUGACUCUUCUAUGCUGUGUUCAGUUGGAGCCAGUAAAGCAGUUUUCCUUUGGAAUAUGGAUAAUUAUACCAUGAUACGGAAACUAGAAGGACAUCACCAUGAUGUUGUAGCUUGUGACUUUUCUCCUGAUGGAGCAUUGCUGGCUACUGCAUCUUAUGAUACUCGAGUGUAUGUCUGGGAUCCACAUAGUGGAGACAUUCUGAUGGAAUUUGGGCACCUGUUUCCCCCGCCUACUCCAAUAUUUGCUGGAGGAGCAAAUGACCGAUGGGUACGAUCUGUAUCUUUUAGUCAUGAUGGACUGCAUGUUGCAAGCCUUGCUGAUGAUAAAAUGGUGAGGUUCUGGAGAAUUGAUGAGGAUUAUCCAGUACAAGUUGCACCUUUGAGCAAUGGUCUUUGCUGUGCCUUUUCUACUGAUGGCAGUGUUUUAGCUGCUGGGACCCAUGAUGGAAGUGUGUAUUUCUGGGCCACUCCAAGGCAGGUCCCUAGCCUUCAACAUUUAUGUCGCAUGGCAAUCCGAAGAGUGAUGCCUACCCAAGAAGUCCAGAAGCUGCCAAUUCCUUCCAAAGUUUUGGAGUUUCUCUCCUAUCGUAUUUAGAAGACUGCCUUCCCUAGAGUAGGGACUGACGGAGUACACUUCACACAAACCUCAAGCUUUACUGACUUCAAGGAUCUGUUUUUAAAGAUUUAGAAGAUUUAUUUAAUUUGAUAUGUUCUUGUACUGCAUUUUGAUCAGUUGAGCUUUUAAAAUAUUAUUUAUAGACUGUAGGUAUAGGAGAAAUCUUUCUAAACAUAUCAAAUGUAAAAGAUCUAACUGUGAAAACAUAUACGUGUAUAUAUUUAGAUUUAAGCUGCUGUAUGUUGAAUGAACCCUUUUGCUUUUCUAAUCUUUAGUUCUGACAUGUAUAUAUUGCUUCAGUAGAGCCACAAUAUGUAUCUUUGCUAUAAAGUGGAAGGAAUUUUUAUCCUGGGACUCUCAGUUAGAUUGUAAAUGCUGACUUAGAAAGCUGAAUUGCUUCAUACUAAAUGUAUUUGGUUGGAUACAGGGAGAGGGGGAUGUCAGGCUGACCUGCAAGUGAAACAGUUUUUGUAUAGGGAAAGGAUUUUUGUUAUCCUUAGGAAUGGCAUCUAAGAGGUGGAGUUGGAAUGUGACAUUAUAAAAACAAAAACACACAAAAAAACAGGAUAUAACUAGAAAAAAGGAUACCUUUUUUUUUCUCCCCAUCUAAGUACUGCUGAAGCCUUAAUUUUGGAAAGCAGUUUGCAACUUUACCCCUGUGGUAUAAAAUAUAAAUUUUAGUCAAUUUGAAAAUCCAUCUACUGUAUUACAGCUAAAUGUUUUGUUUGUACUAAGGGACAAUUACUUUAAGACCAUGGAUAUUUUAAAAAAAAACAACACUUAAUUCUAUGUUUCUGCAGGGGAUGAUAUUGGUGACUUACCAAAGAGAAGCAAUACAGUAUAUCUGCUUUUGCCUUCUGUUAUUUAUCUUGCCUGCAGAUAUUAAGAAUGUAUGCAUUAUGUAAAAUACUCAAUUAUAUAUUUUUGUUGAGUUUUUUAAAUUAAAGCCUUGUUUAUAAAAACAA